AAAAAAAAAAAAAAGCGUUUUUGCUUAUUUUUAUCUUCAUUUAUGGCUUCUCAUCAAGAUCUUUUAAAUCAGAUUACAAAAAUCAAAGAAGAACUUCACUGUACUAUUUGUACAGGUGUGAUUGACGAUCCUCAUGUACUUGUGUGUGGCCAUGCAUUCUGUGGUGUCUGUAUCCUUCAGUGGCUUCCAACAAAAAAAGUAUGUCCUAUCUGUAGAAUACCUGUGAUGCGACAACCAGUCCAUGUGAACAUUAUUCAAAAACUAUCUGAUAUAUUCAAGGCACUAGAUAAUUCAAAACCUGUAGAAAGACUAUCGCGUCAACAUUGGGUUGAUUUAUUUCCUAUAGAGAAUCAGGCCAGUCUGAUUCGCGAUGUAGAUCAAGAUGGUGUCAUUCAUCGUUGCUCUAAUUGUGGUUGGGAGUUGGAUGAAGAGAACUAUUGUGAACGAUGCCAAAUAUCUUUUGAAGGCGAAAGAGUAGAUUUGGAAGAUUCAGAUGUGUCGCACUAUGAACAAGAUGAAGAAAACCUGUCUGGAUUUGUUGUGAGUGAUGAUGAAGCCAUUGUGUAUUCUGAUAGACAUGAUGAUGUACUCAGUGGAGAUGAAUCAACUACCAGUGCUAGUCAAAAUCCUAUUGAAAUCAAUGACAGUGAUGAUGAUGAUGACGAUAUGCCCAUACGUAGAAAAAGAAAUCCAGUUAUUCCAUUAAGUGACGAUGAUGACGAAGAAGAUCAAAGUGACAGUAAUGCAAGCCAUAGUGAACUUUCUUAUGACAUACCCGAGAAUGAAGCAGAAAUCAUGGAUCAUUUUCGAGGACCUGAUAUUGAUGAUUAUGAGACUGAAGAAGAAGAAGAGUUUCCAGAGGAUCCAUUUGAACGUAGAUCAGUCUAUAUUGAUGACUAUGCAGAUGAAAGUGAAGAAGAAGAAGAAAGGCCUAUUGUCUACAAAACAGAUACCAUUAUGGACAGUAUUACUCGAGCUAAAGGGAAAAUGGCUACUACCAGUCAUGAAAUACAGUCGUCUUCAGAUACAAGUGAUGAUGACAAUAGUGAUGCACCUGAUUAUGAAAACAUGACAGCACCUCUUUCUUCAAGUGUGAUACCUUCUCCUAUUCUUGAUAUGGCUUCUUUAUCUGUCAAAGACAAGAAACGAAAACGAAAGCACAAGGAUAAAAAGAAUAAGAAAAAGAACAAGAAACACGAAUAAAAAAAAAAUAAUAAGCUAC
Gilbertella persicaria is the source of this 1222-nucleotide messenger RNA. RefSeq lists its product as uncharacterized. Gene Ontology annotation, biological process: protein polyubiquitination; ubiquitin-dependent protein catabolic process. The record is from RefSeq and is a predicted model, not a curated record. Lineage: Eukaryota; Fungi; Mucoromycota; Mucoromycetes; Mucorales; Choanephoraceae. The coding region runs from base 43 to 1203 and encodes 386 amino acids. The transcript is spliced from 5 exons. Gene Ontology annotation, molecular function: ubiquitin protein ligase activity.